AUGAUACUCCCGAUAUUAUGCCUGACGGAUUCCGGAACGUUCCUCUGGCAACAAUUCAAAUUACCCCUAAUCGACUACAUCCCGUUUUUUGAAGAAUAUAUCUUUUUGACGGUCGCCAUCAGCAGCGCCGUUAGCCCCGUAAUUACAAUUUACUACGUGCAACCGUAUCGCCGGAAAAUCAUGGAAUGGAUAUAUUUUUGGCAGAAAGGCGACAAUAAGCUCGUCUACACAACAAGCAAUUUCAAGACCAUGGAGAUCACGGAGGGCUCAAAGAACUCGAAAUUCCUUCAACACGCUCGCUCAGCUUAUUAUUGGUGCAGCGGCGAUGAUGACCAUGACAAGUUCAACCAAAUCACCGGAGACUUCGAUCCCAUAGCGCUACGAAAUUUAUUGGCAGAAAGAAGACCUGAAUCGUUGCAUCCAGAUGAUUUUGGCGUGGCUAUCCCGAUAGGACAUCAAAAUAUCUAUGAAUUUCGGGUAUUUAUCCUAAUACUCGGUGUGACUGUACCGAUGUUUCCGAGCUACGCCAUUUCUUUAUAUUAUCGGAGGACAAUCCUGAAGAAAUUACACGAAAACGUUCAUAUGAGUAAACGUACUGUAGAAGCGCAGAAGAGUUUGUUAAAGGCUCUCACGAUCCAACUCGUGAUCCCCUGCAUAACCAUGGCCGAAUCGAGCUCAUAUUUGUGGAAGCAGUUCGAGCUACCCCUCUGCACCCAAGUACCUUACUUUGAAGAAUGGAUCUGGCUGUCGAUGUCGACGGUAAGGACAUUUUUUGGGACGAUGAAACUUCUA
This is a messenger RNA of Mesorhabditis spiculigera, 792 nucleotides long. Lineage: Eukaryota; Metazoa; Nematoda; Chromadorea; Rhabditida; Rhabditidae. The record is from the annotation of a GenBank genome assembly.